CCAGAGUGAGCCUGCAGAAGUGGACAUUGACAGUGUCCGAGUUCAAACGGUGAUGUCCCGAAGCUGAGCCUUGGACGCCAGGUGCGUAAUUCGCCCUAACGACCUUGACAUCGUCCUCGACCGUUCGAGUUUCUUCUGAUUCCAAACGCCAAAAUGCAGCCGCAGUACCACCAGGGCGUUGUCCCCGGAGCCGCCCCUGGCCAUUAUCCGCCCCCACCUGGAGGCUACCACCCCCAGCAGCCGUACAACCCGCAGCAGCAGAUGGGGAUGCCACCGUCUGGGCCCGGCGGCCCGCUAAAACCACCUGGGCCAGCCCAAGGGCCUCCUGGAGCAGCACCCAUGCCUCAAUACCAUCAGCCGCCCUUCCAGAAUGGAAUGCAUCCAGCAACAUCUCCAGCUGGACCUCCGAACACACAAUUUCCUCCGAGAGGGCCUGCACCCCCACAACCACAGGGACAAGGACAGCCCCCGUUGACGAACCAGAUGGCAGGACUAAGUCUCUCUGGCCCUCCUACUCAGCAACAUGCUAUGGCACCUCAAAUGGGCCAACAGCCUCCCUGGAGUCCUCAAGGACCACCACAACAAAUGGGCCCUCCGCCUCCAGGCGCCCAGCCGCCUCCGCAUGUUAGCCAACCGCCUCAACCAGGAAUGCCUCCUCGACCCGGAAUGCCUCCUCAGCAACCCUAUGUAAAUGGCUCGUCGGCACCACCCCAAAUGCCGCCUCACGGGGGCAUGCAGCCUCCUCCUGGCCAUUACCAGCCGCCGCAAGGUUCGAUGCCCCCCAUGCCAGGUGCUCAGCCACCGUCGAUGGGUGGAAUGCCGCCCCCUGGAGGGAUGAUGCCUCCGAAAAUGGGCCAGCCACCGAUGGGACCUCCAGGGGCCCAUAUGGCUUCGCCCAGUGGGCCAAUGCCGCCCCCUGGCCAGCAAAUGCAGCCGCCUCCGGGCGCAGGGAUGGCUGGACCGCAGGGCUACCAGCAGGGACAAAUGCCCCCUAGACCUGGCUUCCCUCCCCAGCCUCAAAUGGAUCCCUACGGAAGACCCAUGCCCCAGCAGCCAGCCUAUCAGCAGCAGCCGCAGCAAAGCAAAAGGCUUGACCCUGACCAAAUGCCAAGUCCAAUACAGCAUGCGAUGCCAGGGCAGUUUUCUGGCGACUUAAUUAACGUGUUUGAGCAGGUCAUGGCUGAAGACGAAAAGGCCAAGGGUGGAAUUUUCUACACUAAUCAACGUGGAGCGGUUCCUCCAUUGGUGACCACAAGUUUUGUGACCGUCGACCAAGGCAAUGCGGGACCACGCUACAUCCGUUCCACAAUGUACAAUGUGCCAGCAACCAUCGACAUGAUGAAACAAACUUCUAUUCCCUUCGGCUUGAUGAUAAGUCCAUUUGCGGAGCAGGCACCUGAGGAACUGCCGCCUCCGAUUGUUGAUUUCGGUGAAAUGGGACCUGUUCGUUGCAUCCGGUGCAAAGCUUACAUGAGCCCUUUGAUGCAGUUUGUGGACGGCGGGCGUAGAUUCCACUGCCUUUUGUGCAAAGCAACCUCCGAGGUUCCUGCCGAGUAUUUCCAGCAUCUGGACCACACAGGCCAGAGAGUUGACCGUCUUGAGCGGCCAGAACUGUCUCUUGGCACUUACGAAUAUGUCGCCACUGCUGAUUACUGCAGGAACAACACAUUCCCGAAACCACCAGCAAUCGUUUUCCUCAUUGACGUCUCCUACAACAAUGUGAAGAGUGGCAUGGUGCACUUGCUGUGUCGAGAGAUGAAGAACAUAAUUCACAACCUCCCCAUUGAUGUUGGCCAAGAAAAGUCUAAUAUGAAGGUUGGCUUCAUCACUUAUGGCAGCGCCGUCAAUUUCUACAACAUUAAGGGCACACUUGCUCAACCAAAAAUGCUUUCUGUUGGUGAUGUCAACGACAUGUUCAUGCCUCUCCUGGACGGUUUCCUGUGCGAACCUGGGGAGUCAGAGGAAAUCAUCGACAGUUUGAUGGAGCAAAUUCCCACCAUGUUUGCCGAAUCAAGGGAAACCGAAACAAUUUUAGCUCCUGCUAUUCAAGCUGGCCUGGAGGCGCUCAAGGCAUCCGGGUGUGCAGGAAAACUGUUGGUAUUCCACUCAUCUCUUCCAAUUGCUGAAGCGCCUGGCAAGCUGAAGAAUAGAGACGACCGAAAAUUGUUAGGAACAGAAAAGGAAAAAACCAUUUUGUGUCCGCAAAACACUUUUUACAACAAUUUGGGACAGGAAUGUGUCUUAGGAGGUGUCAGUGUUGACCUGUUUCUCCUGAACAACUCUUAUGUGGAUUUGGCCACCAUCGGCCAGGUCAGUCGACUGACUGGAGGUCAAAUCUACAAAUACACCUACUUCCAAGCUGACGUCGACGGCCCAAGGCUCAUUGCUGACGUCACACAUAAUGUCUCGAGACAUGUCGCAUUCGACUCCAUUAUGAGAAUCCGCACUUCAACAGGCGUACGACCCACCGACUUUUACGGACACUACUUCAUGUCUAACACCACAGAUAUGGAACUUGCUGCCAUUGAUUCCGACAGAGCUGUAGCGAUCGAAGUGAAACAUGACGACAAACUCACUGAAGAGGAAGGAGUGUUCAUUCAAGUGGCACUUUUGUACACAUCAGUUGGUGGUCAGCGACGCCUGAGAAUUCUCAACCUCGCCCUCAAAACCUGCACACAGAUGGCUGACCUGUACCGUUCUUGUGACCUUGACACAAUCGUCAAUUUCUUGGCCAAACAAGCAAUGUUCAAAAUACUGGACAACACACCAAAGGCUGUCAAGGACAAUCUGGUGUCUCGCUGUGCACAGAUGUUGGCCUGUUACCGCAAGAACUGCGCCAGCCCCUCUUCGGCCGGCCAGUUGAUCUUGCCCGAGUGCAUGAAGCUGCUGCCCUUGUAUGCCAACUGUCUGCUCAAGAGCGACGCCCUUUCCGGCGGCUCGGAUAUCACCAUCGAUGACCGCUCGUUCAAUAUGGCCGCCGUUCUAACCAUGGAUGUGCUUUCCUCCCUGGCAUAUUUCUACCCGCGGCUGCUACCUGUGCAUGAUCUUGACCCUGAUCAGCACACUUUGCCACAGCCAAUUCGCUGCUCUUCGGACAAACUGCGCGACGAUGGUGUUUUCUUGCUAGAAAAUGGAAUUGUCAUGUUCUUGUGGGUUGGGUCAGCGGUGUCUCAGGAGUGGACACACAACGUCUUCGGUGACCAUCAUGUAGCAAAAGUUGAGAUCGACCCUACAUCACUACCAGUCUUCGACAAUCCAACUUCGAAACGGCUUAGACAGGUCAUUGACCUUGUCAGGAUGCAGAGACCGCGGUCAAUGAAGAUGGCGAUUGUGCCACAGAGGGACAAGUUGGAGAUGCUGGUGAAGCGCUUCUUGGUGGAGGACCGUGGCGUUGACGGGUCAGCAUCGUACGUCGACUUUUUGUGCCACAUGCAUAAAGAAAUCAGAAACCUGCUCACGUAAAGACUCCAGAAGUAUUACACGGUUCCCAUAAGCAGCCCUUGCUGAUGGGCCAGUCUGCCCCUUCUCAUGUCCGAAGGCGUCCGGACUGGCCCUUGUGAUAUAAAAAAAAACACUUCUUGAGAGCAAUUGGCCCGGACGAGGACUUUGUUUGAAAACCGAGUGUGAAUGAAAGAGAAGAGUCUACGUAUUUGGUUUCUUAUUAUUUUUGGUCGUCGAAGGGUAUAAGUGCACCUGAGUUGUAUUCAGUUCUCUCGUUGUGACUUGUUGAGGUAUCAUGAUUAAUUUUUAGUGCUAUGAGGUUCUUUUAAUUCAAUCCUCCAGUUAUUAUCCUGUUCUGUCACACUUGCGAUCACCUUCUUCGUAUUGAUUUAAAAAAUACAUAUGUUUAUUAUUAAAAGAAA
This is a messenger RNA of Neocloeon triangulifer, 3863 nucleotides long. RefSeq names its product protein transport protein Sec24C (gene Sec24CD). Lineage: Eukaryota; Metazoa; Arthropoda; Insecta; Ephemeroptera; Baetidae. The coding region runs from base 154 to 3462 and encodes 1102 amino acids. Gene Ontology annotation, molecular function: SNARE binding; zinc ion binding. Gene Ontology annotation, cellular component: COPII vesicle coat; endoplasmic reticulum exit site. The transcript has 16 exons. The record is from RefSeq and is a predicted model, not a curated record. Gene Ontology annotation, biological process: endoplasmic reticulum to Golgi vesicle-mediated transport; intracellular protein transport; COPII-coated vesicle cargo loading.